AUGAAGUUUCUACACAUUCUUUCCUAUUGCGUUAUCGCGUCAGGCCUCGCCGUACCGAACACUGCGCCCGAAGCGGAGGUCUCCGUCCGCAAUCCGGCUCAGACAGUCGCUACACGCACCGACACCUUCAGCUCAGCCGGCAUUUUCUCUCGAGACCAAAGUAAAGCUUGGAGGGAAGCAGAGAAGCUCGUAGGGAGCCCACUUGAGCACGGCAAAGUGUAUUAUUUCAUGUCCUGCAACCCGGCGUAUCGCAAUCAUUAUCACACGCGGGAUGCCUACUUGAAGUAUGUCAUAGAUCAAACCGACUGCGUUCACGUUGGGCUAGUCAUUGGAAAGACCUCCAAGUGGUUCAAGAAGUUUGAAGCCGAGUACCUGCACGUGAGAGUCGAUGAGGACAACAACCCGGACGAAUGGUACCAAUCUCGACAUGACUGGGAUGGCCCUAUCAUUGAUCAACGGUUAAAGAUGCUGGCAACCGCAUGGACGCAGACUGGAAUUGCCUGCAAUAUUACAGACAUCUAG
Colletotrichum tamarilloi is the source of this 522-nucleotide messenger RNA. RefSeq lists its product as uncharacterized. The record is from RefSeq and is a predicted model, not a curated record. Bases 1 to 522 code for a protein of 173 amino acids. The transcript has a single exon. NCBI's taxonomy places the organism in Eukaryota, Fungi, Ascomycota, Sordariomycetes, Glomerellales, Glomerellaceae.